Molecule: messenger RNA, 858 nt
Organism: Rotaria sp. Silwood1
Lineage: Eukaryota; Metazoa; Rotifera; Eurotatoria; Philodinida; Philodinidae
Source: the annotation of a GenBank genome assembly
AUGAAUUAUGUUAAUGAAAAUAAAAUUCCUUUAAUAUUAACAGAUAAAUUAAUUGGAAGUGAAGCAGGUUCAAUGAGUUCAACAUAUAAUGGUUAUUUAAAUUUAACAAAUAAUAAUAUAAUAUCAGUUAUUGUUAAAUAUUCAUCAUUUAAUACAAUGUGGAAUUAUGUUGAUAGAAGUGAAAUAAAUCGUUUAUAUCAAUAUGGAUGUUAUUCACAGUUAAAUGAAAAUACAAAUGAAUAUAUUGUUUUAAAAGAAGAUAAAUAUAGAAUUAUAUAUGAAAAUUGGAUACCAUGUGAAGUAUAUGUUGCUUUUAAAGGAUAUAUAUGUCAAAAUUUCAUGCCAACAUCUACUAUUGUUCAUUCAAUAUAUUCAUAUUUUACUUUUUUUAAAUCAAUUGAAGAUAAUGAUGAUAAAAAAAAUUUUUUUAUUAUAUUUAAAAAGUUGGAAAAUGGAAUAUCAUUAAAAAAAUAUCUUGAAUUAUAUUCAAAUAAAUUAACUAUAGAUAUAGUUAAAUAUCUAAUUAAUUCAAUAUUAAUUAGCAUAAUUAAAUUAAAAAAAAUGUCAAUUAUACAUCUUGAUCUUAAUUCAUCAAAUAUAUUUAUUAUGAAUAAUGAUAAUCAACAUAAUAUUAGAUUUAUUGAUUUUUCAAUAAUUAAAUUUAUUUAUCAAUCUUCAUCAUUAAAUGUAAUCUAUUCAGAAAAUUUACAUCUAUCUCUUCGAAAUAUUUUUUUUAAUUGUCCAUCAUGUUUUCAUUCAAGUCAUUCAAUUCAUACAAUCAUUUUUGCUCAACCAUUUCAUCAAUCAUUUAAAAAUUAUACUAUUGAACAAAUUUUAAAUCAACCUUUCUUGAAUUAG